Messenger RNA from Rotaria sp. Silwood1, 1734 nucleotides. The record is from the annotation of a GenBank genome assembly. NCBI's taxonomy places the organism in Eukaryota, Metazoa, Rotifera, Eurotatoria, Philodinida, Philodinidae.
AAAGCUGGCUUCUUUCAUACUGGUACUAAAACUAUUGUGACUUGUUUUUAUUGCAAUGGUUCUUUACAAAACUGGGGUCCAAAUGAUAAUCCAAUGAUAGAACAUGCUCGUUGGUUUCCACAUUGUGCAUAUGCAAAACAAUUGUGUGGUGCUGAACUGUAUCGAAAGAUUCAAGAAUCAACGCAAACUCAACAAGCAACACCUAGUUCUAAGAAUUGGAUCAAUCAGUUAAUAAUCAAUAAUAGUAGCACAGUCGAUUAUCGAUGGUCAACAUCAGAUGAGGAUACGUUAUGGCAACUUGUAGCUGCUCGACUUGAUUUGCCUAUUUCACAGAGUCUCCUUAGUCGUAACUUCAACCUAUCGAUCAUUAAGAGAUGUUGGGAAGAUCAACUUCGAUUAAAACAUGAAGAUUUUGUGAGUGAUUCUGAUCUGUUAAUGGCUUGUACAAUUCUUCAGAAACAAAUUGAAUAUAUUGAUGGUAAUAAAGAACAUAUUAUUAUUCCAAUUAAUCAAUUAACAAAUCCAAUUGUAAAACCAAUUCAUCGUUUUCAUAGUCAUCAAAAAAUAGUUCAGAUUGAACCAGUUGAUGAUAAAAUUGAACAAAUUGAUAUAAUUCAAAAUCAUACAACACAUUCUGAUAAAAUAACUAAAUAUCGUGAAGAAUAUGAUGAAAAAAUUCAAGAAUUGGAAUCACGUAUUAAAGCAAUUGAAGAAUGGAAAGCAACACAUGAAGCAGGUGAAGUACGAAAAACCACGGAAAUACAAAAAGUAAAUGAAGUUAAUAAAGAUCUUUUCUCACAUAAACUUGAAAAUAAAACAUCACAUACAAAAGAUACUGAUGAACAAGAUGACCAUGAUGAUCAUUCAAGUCGUCUUAUUGAAGAACAACACCGGAAUUUAAAUAAUGAUUCGUACAUCUUGUUCGAUAAAAAACAAGCUGAACAAAUCGAAUUAUUAAAUUCGACAAUUAUUGAACGUGAUCGAAAAAUGGUAGAAUUAUAUGAUAAUGAAGUUUUACAAUUUGAAGAACGUGAACGAAAAUUAAUAAAUGAAAUAGAACGAUUACGUAUACAAUCAUUAAAAAUGAACCAAUCUUAUACAACACGUUUACAUGAUUCUGAAGAACAAGCAAGAUCUUUAAGAGUCCGAGUAUCACGACAACAAGACGAACUUGAGGAACAGGCAAUAGUUAUUGAACAAUUUCUUACAGAUGGAGAUCGACCAAAAAAAUUAAUAUCAGCUAAUUUGGCUACAUUAACACAGCAAUAUCAAAAACUUGAAGAAACCAACAUAAACUUGACUAAUCAAUUAGUUUAUGAAAAGAAACUUUCACGAGGUUUAAUGUGCUUGUUAGACACAAAUUUAAGAGCACGUGAACAAGCUUUAACAACAACUCAAACAACAACUGCUAAUCCAUUACCAUCUAAUAUUCAUAAUUUAGGUCAACAACUUCAACCACCUAAAAAUAUUUCAUAUUAUCCACAAUUAAUAACUGAUGCAUAUAUUGCCAAACAACUUGUUAAAGAUUUAUAUUUUGGCUUUACACAAGAUGAAUAUGAAGCUGCACUUCAUAGCCAACUAACUAAUACUAAUAAUAAUGGAAAAAAAAAGCCAGUUGGUAUUAUUCCUGAACAUCAUCAAUUAGCCAUUCGAAAUUAUCAAGAAUUAAAUAAAUUACGUGAAGUUGUACCUAUGGGUAAAUGCUAUUUCAAUUCAAUAUUUAUCUUUAAUUAA